Messenger RNA from Vicia faba (fava bean), 462 nucleotides. NCBI's taxonomy places the organism in Eukaryota, Viridiplantae, Streptophyta, Magnoliopsida, Fabales, Fabaceae. The record is from the annotation of a GenBank genome assembly.
AUGACAACGAAUCUAAAAGUUCACAAUGUUUGGAGCUUUGUGGAUGGUUUACAACGAGGAGCUGAUGAAGUCGUUCGUAAAAAGGACCAGUUGGCACUUUCACAAAUUUAUCAAGGAAUUGAUUACUCAGUAUUUGAAAAAAUUGCAAAUGCCAAGACGACUAAAGAAGCAUGUGACAUAUUGAAGUUGUUAGAUAAAGGAGUUGAGAAGGCUCUGAAGUUCAAAUUACAAUCGUUGCAUAGAGAAUAUGAAAGGUACAAAAUGUCUAAUUCAGAAACAGUAGAACGGUAUUUUUCUCGUGUUUUAAAUCUCGUCAACAAGAUGAAAGUAUAUGGAGAAGAUAUUCCAGAUAGUAAAGUGGUAGAAAAAAUUCUACGUACGAUGUCGAUGAAGUUUGACCAUGUGAUGACUACGAUAAUUGAAUCACACGACACAGCCACCUUGUCUGUAGCAGAGUUAUAG